AUGAAGGCUGUCACUUACUUCUACAUUAAACGCCUAGACGGGUUUGGCGAUUACAGGCCAUUUCCUUUACAGAAAGAUGGCGAUUCAUACCAAGUCGGCCACGGUCUACCACAAUGCGAACAACAGACAUCAAGAGCACGGCAAAGGCGUGUCAGAUUCUGGCCCGCCACCAUCUUUUGUACAAUACUGAUCAUAGCGCCUUUCUUCUUAGUAUUUCCCGUCCUUUUGUCAAACGCCCUUUACGCAUAUGAGACGACACAAUUUACGUUUUACGGCCGACUUUUCAGACAAAGUCCAGCAUACAAUGCUGCGUUAUGGGGCACGCACUUGUCGCCCCUUGUCAAUCCAGCAAUGUGUCACUCUCACAACGAUUACUGGAGAAUUCAUCCUCUCUUCUCAGCGCUUGCUGUAGGGUGUGCGAGUGUUGAGGCAGAUGUGUGGCUCAGCCCAGAUGGAGAAGACCUUCUCGUAGGCCAUGAGAAACGCUUCCUUUCCCCCAAUCGCACACUUCGAUCACUUUACAUCGACCCGCUAUUGCAGAUCUUGGACACAAUGAAUCGGCCAGCGCCACAUGAGGCGUUCAAUCCCUUUACGCGGGCCUCUGGUGUCUUUGCCACUGAGCCGAAUACAACCUUGAUACUGUUCAUCGACGUGAAAGACGAUCCAGUGAAGACAUGGCCUUUGGUUAUUCGGCAGCUAGGGCCUUUGCGGGAUUUGAGAUACCUAACCCGCCACGAAAAAUCCAUGGUCACAAAUCAGACAUUCUGGCCCGGACCCAUAACCAUAGUGGGCACAGGAAGCAUUGUUAAACGGCGCGACAUCAACAUUGGCACAGACCUUGAAGAAUGGCAGCAGCAACACGAUACUUUUCUCGACGCUCCUUUACAUCUGCUUACUGAAACAGGCUUCACCGAAAGCGACGGGUUUUAUGGUCCCUAUGAAUUGGAAAAUGAAUUCUAUACCGCGUCUGCCCCUUUCAGUAAGGCUAUCGGCAGCGUUAGGACGGGGUUCAAUACUCAGCAGAUGGAGACUCUGCGGAACCAGCUUCGGAUCGCAAAGCAUCGAAACCUGAAGUCAAGACUAUGGGGGUUACCUGAUUGGCCAAGAGGGCAUAGGGACUAUGUGUGGAAAAUACUUGUGGAAGAGGGGAUUGAUCUACUCAAUGCAAAUGACAUCGCCAGUGCAGCGAGUAUGUAUCAGCAGCUAGGGCCCUAA
Messenger RNA from Fusarium verticillioides 7600, 1215 nucleotides. RefSeq lists its product as hypothetical. NCBI's taxonomy places the organism in Eukaryota, Fungi, Ascomycota, Sordariomycetes, Hypocreales, Nectriaceae. The transcript has 2 exons. Gene Ontology annotation, molecular function: phosphoric diester hydrolase activity. Bases 1 to 1215 code for a protein of 404 amino acids. Gene Ontology annotation, biological process: lipid metabolic process. The record is from RefSeq and is a predicted model, not a curated record.